CAAUAUAACGGCGACGGUGCUUCGAACUGAUCGCAGUAGUCGCUUUGAUUCCAGCGGACACAUUCACUUAUACGUCGAUAACACCUUCAGCCAGCCGAUCAGCACGUUGGUCUGAGCUUUUUUUUUAAUAAGUUUGUUUCGUUUAACUCGUAUUUAGAAGCUUUCGUCGAAUUUAACUCGCAUACAAAAACUGCUGAAAUCAAAAUUAUUUUUUGUAUAGAAAAAAGUGAAGUAAAUGCACCUGCGAAGCGUUGUGAAUCGGGGUUUUGCGUCAGCGUGUCAAAUUUCGUAUCCGUUCUAGGCUGUGAUAUUAUUAGUACCUUUUUAUUAUAAAAGAGAUAGUCAAUUAAAUUAGAUUUAAUUCAAUUCCUUAAACGAAAAUGUAUAAUAGCAUUAAACUACUAUGUGCGUGUGCUGUAUUGUGUCAAUAUGCCAUGGCGGCCUCGGUGGUGCCACUGACAGUCAUUCAAACUUUGAAUGCAACUGAUCUUGGAGUGGAUUUUGUGCCGUUGGAUGCAUCCACAACUGAAAAAGUCGGCAGAGAUUCCGGGAAUGCAGAUGUUCCUAAAAAGCGAGUUGAAGAUGCCGCAUUUUGGUAUGAGGUCGCCACGAAUCAGCUUAAAAAGACCAUAAAAAUGGCCCAGAAGUCACAGGAGAAGAUACGCAAAGCGAAGAAUAUAAUCAUCUUUAUCGGUGAUGGUAUGGGUUUGACAACCAUAACUGCUGGACGUAUUUUCAAGGGUCAAUAUCUGAAACAUGGUUUUGGCGAAGAAGAAAUGUUGGCAUUUGACGAAUUUCCUUAUACUGGCUUGUCAAAGACAUACAAUGUGGAUAAGCAAGUGCCUGAUUCUGCUGCCACGGCGACUGCCAUGUUUUGUGGUAGCAAAACGGAUUAUGGCGCAAUUGGCGUGGAUAUCACCCGUUCUAAGGUGAAUGGUACCCAAGGGCGAUUGAAGUCUAUGAUGGACUGGGCACAAGCAGAGGGAAAGCGUACUGGUAUCGUAACCACAACUCGUAUAACGCAUGCCACACCGUCUUCCACUUAUGCACGCAUCUAUCAUCGUGACUGGGAGUGCGACACCGAGGUGCCGGCCGUAUCAGUUGGAAAACAUGUGGAUAUCGCCCGCCAAUUGGUGGAGAAUUCGCCUGGUAAUAAGUUCAAUGUAAUCUUGGGUGGCGGAUUGUCGCCGAUGGGUGCUUAUCGCGACAAUGAGCCCAAGACAGUGCGAUUCGACGGUGGCACUGAGGAGAUUUGUAAGCGAGGAGAUGGCCGCAAUUUGGUGCAGGAUUGGCUAAAACUUGAUACGGACGGUUCGCGUGUAUUUGUGCAAUCAGAAGAAGAGUUACAGAAAGUCAAAUUUGAGGAGACGGAUCACUUAAUGGGUCUUUUCCGCAACAAUCACAUCACUUAUGCGAUUGCGCGUCAAGAGGGCGAGCCUUCCCUAAAGCAAAUGACCGAGGCGGCUAUUCGCGUGCUCGAGCGUGGUAGCAAAUCGAAGGGUUUUGUACUGAUGGUGGAAGGCGGCCGCAUCGAUCAGGCACAUCAUCAGAACUACGCUCGAGCAGCUAUGCGAGAGGUACUCGAAUUUGAUAUGGCUAUUCAAGCUGCAUUAGAUCUGACGAACGAUGAUGAGACUCUAAUUAUUGUAACUGCCGAUCAUUCGCACGCAGUUACGCUCAAUGGUUACCCGACACGUGGUGCUGAUAUUCUCGGCUUUGCCAACAAGAGCAGUGAUAACAUAGUGUACGAGACUAUUUCGUACGCUAAUGGACCGGGAUUUUAUGAUCACUUAGCAAAUCAAAGCGCAGGAGUUGUUGGUGCUGAAGUUUGGCUACCUCUUGAGAAAUUCACAGCUCAGCAACGUAUGUCACCUACAUAUCGCCACAGAGCCACCUUACCGUUGGAGGAUGAAACUCAUGGAGGUGAAGAUGUUAUAGUGUUUGCAAACGGACCGGGUGCCAAUUUGGUUCGUGGCGUUUUCGAGCAAAACUAUAUCGCAUAUGUUAUGAGUUACGCUGGUUGCAUGGGCCCAGCUAAGAUGAUUGACGAUAGUUGUAAAGCGGACUUCAAAGAGAGCUCAAGUGGGUCAAGUCAAUUGACUCACCACAGUUUAAUAUUACUAGUGGCAAUAUUAUUGUUAAAUUCAUUCUCCUCUUAAAGCGAAAAGUAUUGUUGUAUUGUAUUUUGUUAAGUGACAAGUUGAAUAUUCGAUCUAAGAUUGUUAAUGUUUUUGAAUAAUCGUUAUAUUCUAAAUAAAUUUUAUGUUAAGCAAAUCCGAAA
This is a messenger RNA of Anastrepha ludens (Mexican fruit fly), 2281 nucleotides long. RefSeq names its product alkaline phosphatase 4 (gene Alp4). The record is from RefSeq and is a predicted model, not a curated record. The coding region runs from base 381 to 2159 and encodes 592 amino acids. Gene Ontology annotation, biological process: dephosphorylation. The transcript has 4 exons. NCBI's taxonomy places the organism in Eukaryota, Metazoa, Arthropoda, Insecta, Diptera, Tephritidae. Gene Ontology annotation, molecular function: alkaline phosphatase activity.